Molecule: messenger RNA, 2407 nt
Organism: Sphaeroforma arctica JP610
Lineage: Eukaryota; Ichthyosporea; Ichthyophonida
Exons: 2
Coding region: 391-1839 (482 amino acids)
Cellular component (GO): cytoplasm
Molecular function (GO): hydrolase activity, acting on ester bonds
Source: RefSeq, a predicted model, not a curated record
GACGCAGAUGUUUUUAAAUGCAUACUCGAGACGUUGAAAUCUUUCUCGGUUGAAAUCUGGACGAAAUCGCGGAUCACGCCCCAAGUUUAUUUCGCUUCUUUAGAGAAUCUGGCAUUUAAGUGUAAAAAGACAUGUGCUUCUACGUAGAUUUGUUCUCUUCAUCCGGUGCCUUCGGCGAGUACUUUAUGGUCCACAUAUUCUUGUCUGUAUUUGUAGUGGAGUCACCACAUACAUUAUGUAUAGCAGGGUUAACUGCAAGUGUAUGCUUUAUACACAUCAAAUCGAACAAUGCAUUGCCCUUGAAAUGGCCGACGAGGUCACACCCGACGGCACUCCAUCGUAGCAAUUCUCGACCAAUCGUUACUACAGAUCUUUGGUAACCAUGACGACAUGGCCAUCGACGCAGACAUCGAGGACUACUUCAGAGAGCAGCAUAUUAACACAUCGACACACACGACCGCGUCUACCAGGAAUACACUACUGCAGCUAGAUCGGGCGCAUACGCUGUCAUACACACAGUCCUUCCUAGCAACACAGUCUGGGGAGAGUCUCUCUACCUACUACCUGGACAUUCAUGCACCUCUAUCUGAUGGUAGUGCGGUGAAGGACGGUGACGUACCGGGAAAGGAUGGUACUGCGGAGGACAAACAGACGGCACCAGAUGCGGAUACAGCCACGGAGCACGAGACGCCUGAUUUGCUCAAGAGCCGUGUAGCGACCAGACUGUGGUUUAUGGAUAGCGGGGGAGGUGUGCUACCCUUGAGUGUGACUGGAGAGCAGCUGGACUGGCUUACAGACACCGCCGAGAGUUUGGCGGAGCGCGCGCACGAGGGGAGGCCCGGGGAGGCAUCUAUAAAUAGAAGGAGUACAAAUGCGCACCCGAAAAGUACGGGAUCGUCUGCGCAUGCGAAAGUACAGGUGGCGCAGGACAGUCGCAGACAGAUAGACGGGCAUGUACCAGGCUUCUUGUUUGUCCAUGCACCGCCACCCGAAGUGAUGCAGUGCCACUGUAGCCGGACGUCCCCAUCACCCUCGCCCAAUCAGAACGUGGCGCGAUCCCGUAGUUCUAUUUAUAGAACAGGUCUUUCCAAGUCGGUCGGUGGCAGGGACUUGUCGGCCACGAGCACCUCCGCAGCUUCUAAUUCCACAUGUUUUGGAACAAGGGAAGACAGCAUAGACCCGUUCUCUGUUGGUUAUCAGACUGGGGAUAGUAGGUAUAAAAACGGAAUCGAGUCUAAUAUAUCACUUUUUGGAGCGACGAUAGCAGAUGCGGGUAUCAAAUUGGUCGCCUUCGGACAUAACCAUGGCAACGAUUUCUGUUGCUCAGCAACGAUUGACGGUCAGGAGCAACACAAGGAUAGCAUGUCAACGCGUCAACUGGGACUGUGUUUCGGGCGGCAUUCGGGGUAUGGGGGAUACGGUGAGAAACGCUGGGCCAAAGGUGCGCGAGUGUAUGAGUUAGAUCUGAGUGUCACACACGUGGCCACACAUGUGCGUCUGGAGGACGGCACCAUAGUGAGUCAGGGCGUUGUACCGAACUUCUUCUCGGAUGCCGGGAUAAGCAAUACGCAAGGGGAAGGGAACGCGAACCCGCAUGCACACAGACAUGAGCACGGAAAUAAACCGUCGUAUGUCACCCCGGUAGUGAUGUUUGGGCUGAUGAUUGUUUCAAGUAUGAUUGUUGCGGUUUGGUUACGGUGGAAUGUUCGGUCUAGCCGUAACAGAAAGCCCGAGGAGAUUGAGCAGCUGCCAAUGGCGCGGAUCGCACCCAGACCACUCAUCAGUGAUAGUGUUACGAGUGACGUCUUGGACUCAGACAGGCUGCUAAGCAGCGACUAAUUCGCAAGAGAACCGAAUUGUUGACGAGUAGUAGUUGUUUUCGUAAAGGCAGAAGGGGGUACAUAGCUACAUAUGCCUUGAAAGAGUGUUUAUUAUUAUUUUAUAAGGUGCAGAGGCAUUAGACGUAUUGGGAGGGGUAGCACCCCGAUUGGAGGCUCGGGCUCCGACAGGCUCCUGAGCAGUCUAUUCGAUUGACCUACUGAUUGAUGAAGUUGGGGCUAUACCAGGGGAAAUAUACGUAGAAAGGAUUUGUAAAGCAAGUGAGAGGUAUAGCGCAAUGGGGCUCACUGGGUUCUGACACAAACGAGAAUAGAACAAAUAGUGACAUUCAGAUAUCAACUGGCUGCUGAGCAAUUCUUGGGACGAUUUGAAGCCUCGGUAACAAAGGAGUGAAGUGAGUGCAGGUGAAGCACGAGAGGAGUUACAAGUGGCAUUGGUGACACAAAAUUAGUACACGAUUAUACAGAUAGAGCACACGAUUAUGCAAAUAUAGUACAUGAUUAUAUUAGUUAAGCACAUAAUCGUACAAAUACAGUACAGAAAUAAACAAGUAUAGUAUACAAUCCAC